This is a messenger RNA of Cornus florida, 1205 nucleotides long. RefSeq lists its product as uncharacterized. Bases 122 to 1018 code for a protein of 298 amino acids. Lineage: Eukaryota; Viridiplantae; Streptophyta; Magnoliopsida; Cornales; Cornaceae. The transcript has 6 exons. The record is from RefSeq and is a predicted model, not a curated record.
UAUUCAACCGAGUCGAAAACUCCAAAUUAUAAAAAAGCAGUAGAGAGAGAAUUCGAGAGUGAGAGAAUACUGGCAUUAAAAACUUGGCUAUAGGAGCGGGCACAGCAAAUGAAGUUCGGAGAUGGCUCUAAUGGCAACGACGGCCAAGAUCACUAGGGUUCUGAGCAGCCUAACCAACAAAAACUCGAGUAUCCUUUCUGGGUCUCUCUCCAAUGGCGUUUUACCCAAGAUUCUGGUCGACCCAGUUGGAAGUUUCGGGUCAUUCUCGUCCUCUGCCUCGGCGACUCCUUUGGAAUCGGAGUUGGUGGGUUCAAGACUGCUGGGACUGAAAGAUUACGAAGAUUAUAGGAGGGCUCUGUACGGUGGCAUCACUCACAAGGCUCUCUUAGUUGAUGUUGCUGGCACUCUUCUUGUUCCUUCUCAGCCAAUGGCCCAGAUAUACAGAAAGAUUGGUGAGAAAUAUGGGGUGGAGUACUCCGAAGCUGAGAUAUUAAACAGAUAUAGAAGGGCUUAUGAGCAGCCUUGGGGUAGAUCUCGACUCAGAUAUGUUGAUGAUGGGAGACCUUUCUGGCAAUUUAUUGUUAGUUCUUCCACUGGCUGUUCAGAUUCUCAGUAUUUUGAGGAGCUAUAUAACUAUUAUACUACUGAAAAGGCUUGGCACCUCUGUGAUCAGGAUGCUGAGAAAGUAUUCAAAGCUCUAAGAAAAGCAGGUGUCAAAUUGGCUGUUGUGUCAAAUUUUGACACUCGAUUGAGACCUCUUUUACGGGCUCUGAAUUGUGAUCACUGGUUUGAUGCUGUGGCAGUUUCAGCUGAAGUUGAAGCAGAGAAGCCAAAUCCCAUGAUAUUUAUAAAAGCUUGCGAGUUAUUGGGAGUUAAACCAGAGGAUGCUGUUCAUGUAGGGGAUGAUCGUAGAAAUGAUAUAUGGGGUGCCAGAGAUGCAGGUUGUGAUGCCUGGCUUUGGGGAAGUGAUGUCCACUCCUUGGAGGAGGUGGCUCAAAGGAUAGGAGUGCAGAUCUGAAUAAACAUUGCGCGACAUCGGAAGGGUGUUUUCAAUGUAUAAAGUGCUUUCUUAUGAGUUGUAUAUAUUUUGGUCUUUUGUAAUAUAUAUGAGAGAGAUCAGAGAGGUGAUGGUACGAGUAAUUUGAUAGUGCAAUGUAGAGCAAUUAAAUGAUGGCAUUAGCAAAGACCAUUUGGUUUCUUUAUCA